CGCGAGCAAUGGACAGAGCUUCCGAUCUCCGUUGCGGACGUCAGUGACCAGUCGCUGGUUGUGGUCGGUGCCAAUGUCGGGCUCGGAAAUGAAGCUGCUGUGCAUUUAGCACAGCUGAAACAAAAGCAGGUAUGCAUGAACCCUCUGAAAGUUAUCGGGUGAUUUCAUGGCUUGUAUAGAUGUGGAGACUCGGUCUGGCAUGGCUGGUAUCGAAUCUUGGCCUCUUGAGCUGUGCUCGUUCGAUUCAGUGCGUUCUUUUGUGGACAAUUUUGAAGCGAAGGGCUGCACAGCCAAUGUUCUCAUUGCCAACGCCGGCAUAUCGACGAUGAAGUACACGAAAACCCCAGAUGGCUACGAAACUACAUUUCAAGUGAAUUACCUGUCGACCGCUCUGUUGAGCCUAUUGAUGCUGCCUCACCUCAUCAAGACAGGGACUCCUGAACUUGCCUCAAGACUGGUUAUUGUGUCUAGCGAGUUUCAUUAUUUAGCCAACAGACUAAAAGGGGCGGACAGAUGGCCUAGUAUCAUCGAAACAAUCAACGAUGAGGCAUAUUUUGCAUACAUUAUUGUGCUCACCACACCAUCAUGCGCAGUCCUCGAAGUGAUGUUUAUCCGUGAGUUGUCUUCCCGACUUCCCACACCAACUUUGGUCGCAGUUUCGGCGGUCAAUCCUGGUUCUUGCCACUCCCGUCUUACGCGAGAAAUCGAAUCAAAUCCACUCUUCAAGUCUGCCGUAAGAAUCUACAAAGGGUUGGUGGCACGCACGACUGAGAUGGGCAGUCGGACACUUAUCCAUGCGGCAAUCGAGCCAGGUGAGAGGGAACGGCAUGGGCACUACCUGUCGAGCUGCGAAGUUACCGAAGUGAGUGAUUAUACUCUCAGUGCGGAAGGACGGGAGGUUUCGAAGCGUUUGUGGUAUGAGACCCUCGAGAUCCUUGGAGACAUCGAUCCAAGAGUCAAUACAAUUGUGUCUGAGCACCUCAUUCAGGAUAUAGCAUGA
Molecule: messenger RNA, 1000 nt
Organism: Suillus subaureus
Lineage: Eukaryota; Fungi; Basidiomycota; Agaricomycetes; Boletales; Suillaceae
Exons: 5
Coding region: 167-1000 (277 amino acids)
Source: RefSeq, a predicted model, not a curated record